AGUAGGAAGGAAGUUUGAAGGGAGGGUGAAGCAACACAACCAGGAAGUUCAACAAAGAGAAAAAAAAAACCUUCGAUUAUCUUCGUCUUGUAGCAAACUCUCCACUUUUUUUUAAAUAAUUCAACACCGUUCAAAACUCUCAACCUCGAGGAAAGUCUCUUGCCUUGCGGCGGAAAGAUGAACUACGACCCGGAGCGAGAUGGUGCAGAUCCAGCUGAAAUGGGCAAAAUGGACAGGAUGAAGGAGGAAGUCAAAGAAGUCCAAAACAUCAUGACAAAUAAUGUGGACCGUAUCAUUGCUCGAGCAGAAAGACUGGACGACCUCAUGGACAAGUCAGCGGACCUGCAAGUUGGGGCCCAGACCUUCAAGCAAACGUCCACUAAAGUGGCUCGCUCUUACUGGUGGAAGAACGUCAAGCUGGUGGUGGUCAUCGUGGUCAUCGUGCUGAUCAUCGUCCUCAUCAUCAUCCUGUUGGCCACCGGCGUCAUCCCAGUCAGCGCACCUCUGCCGCCAAUUGUCUCACCCACGCCUGGCCCGUAAACACACACACACACGCACACACACACACACACACACACACUGAUUGUAUAUACAGACUUAAUUUAAUCCUGUAGUUGCACAGUUCCAAAAUAAUAGCACAUAUUUAGCAAACUGCUGCUGCGCCCUUGUUUUUUUUAGGUCCAGUUGGUAACUUUUAAUUUUAUCAGUUUGGAACUUUGGCAGUUUACCACAAGAACCCCUUUUUUUAAGUCACUGUUAAAGGACGCUAAAGGAGAAGGUUUAUCGCUUUAUUCGUGACGUCCUUUAGGGCCGAAGCUUCCUCCAGCUGCCAUGUGGUCGGGGAAAGUCCAAAUGGUGGCCCUCGGUUGUACUGAUGCACUUUUACAAAACCACGUGCUUCGUUUCAAAGAUUGUAAAUGUCUGUUAUAGAGUCGAAUAUGUUACACUUUGUGUGCUUUUUGUAGUGCAGAGAAGGCAAUAAAUUAAAUGGUAAAGUUUUAAAAGUGUUGAAACUAGCGUCCCCUACAGUGAAGUUAAAAGUUAAAAAUGUUUAACAACAAAGAUGUGAUUGAAAAACCACAUCUUUGUCAUCCGAAUUAUGUGUUUUUUAGCUUGUUUCGUUUUAGCGGACACAGAAUCGAAGCUUGAUAGGCUUUUUGUUCGUCAUUGUGUGUUGUUUUUUUUGUGUUGUGUGGCAAGCCGCUCACUUCCUGCUUCACUGCUCCUCCCCUUUGACCCUUAAACCAAAGCAGCAGCGUUCACGCAGCGACGGGAACGUUUGGAGGAGCUUCUUAUGGGAGGAUUUGUUGCAUUGUGUCAAGUCCACCGUAUUGUUUGUAUUUAAAGCGCUAUACCUCGGUUUUCCUUGGCAAGUUGUAAAAAAAAAAUGUCCAACCAACCCCGAAUCAUACGGAAAACAAAACAAUACAAUAACGCUGAACAUUUUUAAUGAACAAUAAUUCUAGUUUGCCUGAACGAUAAGUGAGAAACAUGAAAAUGAAGGUACCACUCUGCUUAUGUCGUCCUGCUUUGUCUUAGUUAGUGUCCCUAAUUAAAAUAUAUUUAUUCAAUAUUAUAUAAUUAUGUUGUUUGUGGGCUUUUUGUAAUCACUUCCAACUCAAACCUAAAAACUGUUUGGAGAAAGAAAAGGAUUUUUUUUUAACUUCAUUUUGACAUGAAACUGUUUGACCUUGUCAUGUUCCUGCUGUACAUUUAAUGUCAUCUAGUUGUUUCCAUGGUCACCUGACUCUGAUCACUUACUGUUACUAUUACUCGUAUUCACCUCUUCAAGCGCUAUCAGCUGACCGGUCAGCCAGCUCUUUGCAUUAUGUGUUGGUUUUAGUCUUCUUACGUGAAAUAAACGCAUUUAUUCUAUAA
Messenger RNA from Nerophis ophidion (straightnose pipefish), 1878 nucleotides. RefSeq names its product vesicle-associated membrane protein 8-like. The coding region runs from base 178 to 540 and encodes 120 amino acids. Gene Ontology annotation, biological process: vesicle fusion; vesicle-mediated transport; SNARE complex assembly. Lineage: Eukaryota; Metazoa; Chordata; Actinopteri; Syngnathiformes; Syngnathidae. Gene Ontology annotation, cellular component: plasma membrane; SNARE complex. Gene Ontology annotation, molecular function: syntaxin binding; SNAP receptor activity. The transcript is spliced from 3 exons. The record is from RefSeq and is a predicted model, not a curated record.